CCGAUUGUCCUGUUGUAACAGAAAAAUCAAGAAAAAGGAAGAUUAAUGUUAAUUUAUAAAAAAUAGAAAAAAAAUGCACAUUUUAUCAAGUCACAUUAGUGGAACAGACUGCAAAUGCAAAAGACUGGCAUGUUUUGAGGUUGUUAAUGUUGAAGAAAGAAACGAAUUAAUUAAAAACUUUAACGAAUAUUUAUCUAAAGAUAGUCAGGACGCAUACUUAGCCACAUUAAUAAAAAUUCACAAUAUCAAAAGACGAAGAUCACGACAGGAAAAAGAUAAAGAAUAUUUACAUAUUUUUUCAUAUUCUUAUAGCGUUAGGGUGCAAAGAGCACAAGCAGCUGUUGAAGUACCGGUUUGCAUUAAAGCUAUGAUGUCUUUGUUUGGAAUAACAAAAUCUAGAAUUGAAUCAAUUCGGAAAUCAAUUGCUACAACUGGUCACCCUCCAAUUGACGAUAUAGGAAAGCAUAAAAAUCGACCGCACAAGUUAUCAGAAAGUGACAGAGAAGCUAUCCGAAAACAUAUAUCUUCUUUUAGAGGAAGGUCGUCUCAUUAUGCUCUUGGAAAAACUAAAAAAAUUUAUUUAUCUGAAAAUCUGAAUGUCUCCAAAAUGUUUGAACUUUUCAAACUUGCUUACCCAACAGUUGAAGUAGGAUAUGAAACAUAUAGAGUAAUUUUUAACAAUAAUUUUAACAUUGGGUUUGGUUUUCCACGAAAAUACACUUGCUUGGCUUGUGAUGAGUUCUUUGUAAAUAUAAAACACAAUGACCAAGAGCUUUUAAAUGCCGUCGAUGAAGACAUUAUCAAACUUAAAAAAAUAAAGAAAGAUCUUGAAACAGAGCAUGAAUUUCACACAAGAAAGGCAGCUUCAUUUUAUAGCAGAAAAUCAGAUGCAAAAAAUAAAGCAAAAAUCUCAGACACAUUUGAAGCUAUUGCUUUUGAUUUUCAUAAGAAUUUGCCAUUGCCUAAUAAAUCCACUAAUGAUGUGUAUUACCGAAGGCAGCUUAAAUUUUUUUCAUUUAAUAUUCACAUCCUAUCAAGUGAUGAGGUUUUUCUUUACACAUGUGAUAAAACAGUAUGAAAAAAAAGAGCUGAUGAUGUUUGCUCUAUGCUUUAUCAUUUUAUUAUUAAUCAUCUUUCUGACAACGUUUCUGAAUUACAUUUCUUUUGUGAUGGAUGUGCAGGACAGAAUAAAAACUACACUGUGUUUCGUUUCUUGCAUUGGAUAGUCCACUAUCAAAAAAGAUUCAAGUGUAUUAAAGUUUCAUUUCCCAUAAGAGGUCAUUCUUAUAUGGAAUGUAAUCGUGACAUGGUAAAUGUUAAUAUAAAGGCUGAUGUUGAAAUCCCAGAGGAUUGGCGUCAAGUUUUCAAGAAUUGUCGAAAAAAACCUUCACCUUUUAAUGUUGUGAACUUUUUAAAUAUACAUUUUUUGAGAUUUUUGGACUUCUUAAAACAAUAUUAUAAGUGCACAUGUCCGAUAAAAACUUGACCAGUCAGAGAACUUGUUUUUCAAGAUAUUCAUCCUUCAUUGGUUCUCUACCGUAACAACUGGAAUGGCAAUAUCGAAAAUACUGUGUUGGUAAAACGUCGACGAAAGAAUCAAAAAGACACUGCUCUAAGUCAGUAUAAUCUCUAUCCAACAGUUUUGCCAAUAAAUGCUGCCAAAUAUAAUGACCUACAGGUUCUUAAGCGCCUUUGCAAACCUGAUAAUCAUAGUUUUUUUGAUAAUCUAGUCACUACUAACACAGGAACACCAGAUUCCGAAUCAGAAAUUUCAGAUACAGAUUAAAUAAUUUUCUUUUAAUGAUUGUUUCUCAAUAGUUUUGUAUUGCUUGUUUUUAUUGAAAAAACUUACUACACAUCCGA
Hydra vulgaris (swiftwater hydra) is the source of this 1863-nucleotide messenger RNA. RefSeq lists its product as uncharacterized. NCBI's taxonomy places the organism in Eukaryota, Metazoa, Cnidaria, Hydrozoa, Anthoathecata, Hydridae. The record is from RefSeq and is a predicted model, not a curated record.